CAGAGAGCCUUUCCGUGCGUGAGAGGUUUUGUAACACGGGGUGAAUGUGUGUGUAUGUGUGUGACUUGAUUUGACAGUGAGCCCAGCGCUCUGGAUCCGAACUCUGCUACUACGCUUUCCCCGUACUAUCGACGCAGCUGAUGGACUCUGGGGUCGCGAGGAAAGCAUCGAGGAUUAUCGUCUGUCGGCGAAGCUCACUACGUUCAGAAGCGAAAGGCUCCCUAAAUCUGCAGUGAUCGCAUCGGGGAAACGAGAGUGUGUGCUGCUGCUGCCACUGGGGAUCGCGCUCCCCGACCUGCCUGGCUGCCUGUGUGUGUGGCUCACAACUGUGCGAGGUCAGUGUCUCCGUUGUUGUUGUGGAAGUGAUCGCCGCCGACGGAGCCGAGCGGGAGGAUAUCGUCGGCUGCACUGAGACUGACUGCCACAGUGACUUCCGUCGCACAGUCCGCACUGCUUACCUUCGGCAGUUCACGACAGGAACCGCGACGCCAAUAAGAGUGACCCGGACACUCCGGAAGUGAGUUGCCGUGAAGCUCGCAGCACCCGAAGACUACAGCAGAGACGGCAGCGGCGGUGCCAGCUGCAGCCAUGCGGGGUCGCGUCGGCGGCUGCCCUGAGACGAGAAGGCCGGGAGUCGUGCCGGCGGCUCUGCACUAGGCCCUAAGCGGCCGCCCCCCCUCCCCCUCCCUUACCCCCUCCCCUCCGCACCUCAACCCCGUUUCCCGUACCUUCCCGCUGCUCCCCCAUCCGACGACACUCACGAUGACGUCCAGCUGCCUCGACCUGAGCGCCAAGAUGGCGCCGUGCUUCAUGAGCCGCGACGACUCCCACUUCACGCCGCACGGCUCGCUCCAGCAGCAGCACCAGCAGCAGCCCCACUGGGCGCGGGGCCACCGGCGCACCAAGAGCGCCGGCAACUACGGGCCCCGCGACCUGAGCAUCUACACCACCAUGGGCCUGUACGCGCACCACGGCACCACGCUGCCGCCGCUCGCCCAGUCCGAGUCCACGCUGGCGCUGGCGCCGCUCUACGAGUGGCAGCAACGGCACCACCAGCUGUCCGGGUUGGGCGGGAGCACCUCGGGUCACCACCAUCUGCACCACUUGCACCACCACCACCCGUUGUCCGAAGUGACCUACAGCAGCGCAGCUGAGUUCGCCAGGACGGGAGGAGAACACCGCGGCGAGCGCCUGCUCAGGCCGGACCUCGAUGAGGUGGACCCAAACUUGCGAGAGUGCGGCAUCCUUGGCUGUCGGCCACGGUGGUUACAGUACUUUGCCAACAUCAGAGUUUUUGUGUUUCUGUCGUGCCUGCUGGUUACCCUGCAGCAAGCGUUGUCUACUGGAUAUGUAAAUAGUGUAAUUACAACAAUCGAGAAGAGGUUUGAUAUCCCUAGUCGAGUGUCAGGAGCCAUUUCAAGUUCAUUUGAGAUUGGAAACCUGCUGACCAUUAUUUUUGUGAGCUACCUUGGGAGCCAUAGGCACAUUCCUGUUUGGAUUGGCAAAGGAACCAUUGUAAUGGCAAUCGGGUCUUUUGUCUUCUCGCUUCCAUACUUCAUGGACCAAUCUAACUCUCCAAGUAUUUAUAGGCUUAAUGUCACUCGCAUUGAGGACGAAAACACAUGCCAAAUGCCCACAGCUGCCAUGGUGCCCGAACACACAAGCAGCCACUUUAUUAACCCGCCCUUGUCACCCGACGCUGAGCAAAGAUGCAUCGACGGCAGGUCUUCGAAUGCCUUGUAUAUUUUCAUAUUUAUGUGUGCCCAAAUCCUGAUUGGGUGCGGUGGGACACCUAUUUUUACUCUGGGAACAACCUACAUCGAUGACCAUGUUCGGAAGGAGAGCUCUUCCAUGUACAUUGGCUGCAUGUACAGCACAGUGGCCUUCGGCCUAGUGGUGGGCUACCUGCUGGGUGGAUUCCUCCUGUCUCAGCACGAGAAUUCCUUCCUGGGUGGCACCGUGCCGCGGGGCAUCUUUCCUGGCGCCCCCCGGUGGAUCGGCGCCUGGUGGGCUGGUUUCGUCCUGUGCGGCAUCUUUCUCAUGCUGGUUGCAGUGCCUUUCUUCGCAUUCCCCAAAGCCCUGCAGAGAGAGAAAGCACGGCUGAAGCGUGACGAAGAGUACAUGAUGGGAGGAACCAAGAUGGUGGUUCCAGGUGUCAACCAGAAAGUGGAGGUCUGGAAGCCCUCUGGAGUCGCAGACCAGCACAACGCUUCCUCUUCCGAGAUUCCACAAAAGCAGAAAUACGGCCGCGACAUCAAAGACAUCCCAGCAUCCAUGUGGCGCCUGCUGUGUAACCCCAUCUACAUGGUGACUUGCCUUGGCUCCUGCAUGGAGCUGGCCAUUGUCAGUGGCUUUGUUGUCUUCCUGCCCAAAUACCUGGAGACUCAGUUCAACAUCGGCAAAUCGCAAGCCAACGUUUUCACAGGUGGCAUCGCCAUUCCUGGUGCCUGUGUUGGAAUAUUCUUGGGAGGCUAUGUCCUUAAGAAGUUCCAAAUGAGACCGAAAGGGGCCAUUCAAUUCGUGCUCUGCUUCAACCUGCUGUGCAUGGGCCUCUACACACUCCUGUACUUCUUAGGCUGUGAUAACAUCCGCAUGGCUGGGGCCACACUUCCUUACUUCAACAAUAGCAGCGAGCUGGAUACGUUCCAGGUGAACCUAACAGCCGACUGCAACAUGGGCUGUCGCUGCUCACCCAACGACAUCGAGCCUGUUUGCGGCCGCAACGGCAUCACAUACUUCUCACCGUGCCAUGCAGGCUGUCGGCCAGGAGCUGGCCACGGAUCACACCUCAACUACACGUCGUGUGCCUGCAUUGUGCCUAAUGUGACCAUGAACCCCGAAGUGACAGCCGUACCACUGGCGACCAGCGGGCCGUGUCCGCAGCCGUGUCUGGCAUUCAUCCCGUUCAUGGUGCUUCUGUUUGCCAUGACUCUGGUGGUCUCCAUAACGCAGAUGCCACUGCUCAUGAUCAUACUGCGAUCUGUUGGUGAAGAAGAGAGGUCCUUUGCAUUGGGAAUGCAAUUUGUAAUAUUUAGGUUAUUUGGUUACAUCCCAGCACCAAUAAUGUUUGGUAAUGUGAUAGAUUCGUCCUGUAUCCUUCGAAAGGCUCACUGCGGCAAGCCAGGAGGCUUCUGCUUAGUCUAUGACAUUGAGCAGUUUCGACUGAGGUACAUUGCCGUCUGCUCAGGCCUCAAAGUGGCCGCCGGGCUACUGUUCUUCCUCGACUGGCUUCUGAUCACGUGGCGGCACAAGCGCGAACUCAAGGAGGCGCCACCCAUGACGGUCGGAGAAAUCGUCUCCUCCAUCAUCUCGCUGGACCGUCUCUCUGCGCUUGGCUGGGGCGAGGGCGAGCAGAAGGAAGAUGUCCUCCCUCUGGGGAACUGCGCGGAGGACAUCGUCGACAGUGGCAACGAGAAUGCAGUCCACUCGGGUACGGAGCACGAAGAGAAAGACCGGCAUUGUCAGCCGCUGCUCAGGAGCACCACAGCUCAGCCGGGCCCAUCAGAACUGGUCUGCUAGCUCGACUAGUACGGUGUGUAACUGUGUACAAGUCAUGCAGCGAGUGUUGAGUCAUCUUCAGCCUCACGUGAACAUACACGACGAGUACACCAAUAACGCUACAGGCUCAACCUAUGCCUUGCCAGUGCCGCGGGUGCUUCGACUGAAAUCGCAACAAAAGUUGAGCUGGACCUGCAUGCUCAUUAACUGCCUUCUGGUGGUGGAAGAAAGAAUGGUUGCAGCUACCUCCAGCUGGGCUGUAUUGCGAUUUUCCAGAAGCCCCCCCUUGGCGCACGGAGAGCAUACGAUGAGGUUGUUGGCUCAGCACUCGGCCUAUCGUGUAUCGGCAACUAGCCUCCAGGUUCCGGAUGAAACCGACCACCUCUUGGUUCUACUAGCUACAAACUACGGACUUGACAUGUGGCGUAAAUGCUGUGCAAGCACAUGUCAGAGCCACCAGACCGUCGAUGGCACCACUGGUAACAGAGAACACGCCUACUAACAUCACAGGCCUUGUUUCUGGGCCUCCUGAAAAUGAAAAUGACAAUAACCACUACAUCCAGAGUGGCUCGUGGCAGCGUUGGGGUGGGGGAACCACUGUUCACAACGUGUGCAGGUAAUAUGCAGACCUUAGAGUGCCUACAGUGCUUAUACCCUUGGAGAUUUGGUGGCGUUUCCAAAAUGACAGGUUUCAAGUCAGCGUCGCAUCAAAAGCCGCUAAGAAAGCGUGAGUUCAGAGCGGCAGAUCAUAGCUGCAAUCACCUCUUCGUUUUCUUUCCCUCUCUGCGUUAAAGUGAUUGUUUGCCAACGUUAGCCUACUGAGAUUGUUUUCCUUGGGCAUGGUGGCAGUGUUAUUUUUGAUGCACAACUCGUCAUCCACAUCACGUUGUACAAAUAUUAUCGGGUGGGGAGGAUACGUUCAAGUCGGUAGUAGGUAGUAACACACUUCCAUUGGUAAUGACAGGCUUUUUUUUUUUACUUCUAUCCUUGUUCAAACAGACAUCUUGCAUUUACAUAAUGGCUCUCUUUCCACACCAUUGCAUUUUCUUGUAAAGUUUUUGUUUCUCGCUUGAACACUGCUGUGGCCCUCUGUUCCUUGUGUAUUAAAGGGACAUUAACAUAAUGACACAGUUUAAGCUGGCAAAUUAUCCCUUCAAAAUCCUAAUGUGCAUUUCGUUGGUAGAAGAAAUAUAUUAUUGCAAAAACAGAGGAAAAACUUGUUUUCUUGAAUUCAGCACCCAAAUUGCGGCACUGAUGGCAUCGUGACAUCACAGAUAUCACUGCAUCUUCUUUAUGUUUGUGUCCUUCAGCAGGCAGUGUUUGCAGAACUUGCCAGGUUGGUUGUUCUUGUUAUUUUAGAGUGCAAUUGACUCUUUUCUGUCAAUAAGCAGUUAUCCAGGCCAUAUCGGAUACUACCAAAAUCUAUCACGUUACACGUAGCCAAUUCAGUAAUUUCAAAAAUUACACCUUCGUUUUUUUUUUUUUUUUUUUUUUUUCACAGCAAGCCUUUGCUCAUGGCAGGACAAACAUAUUCACAAUACAAGCAAUGUGGUUCUCCAGUCUAGAUGAAAUCAAGAUUGUCUUUAAUGUCCGUUUAAGGUAUCAUUUUUCGUCAUUAUCAUUGGCACUUUCAUUCUGGCCAAGUUAUUUCGAAUCACCUUACCCUAAACACUGGACAGUAGUAACUGCAUUUAAUUGCAGUUAUAAAAAUUAUUUAUUUUGAAAUGAAAUUUCGCUUUGCGACUGCCUCGUGCUGUUGAUUACAAAACAAGUUUCAUUUUUUCUCAGCUCGUCAGAAAAUGAGAAGCUAGAUUCUUUCACUGCGCACUCGACACCUCGCAACCUUGAGCAUUAGGGCGAUUUAGGCCCGUGUUUCGCAACAUUCUAUUUCAUUUUUCUAUGGACCCUUUUCCUAAUUUGUAAGUGUGCUUCUCUACAUUGCACAUUUGCUGAACUAAUGACGGCACCAGUCGUUCAAAUGAAAAUGAAAUUCUACCCGCACGUGCUGGGGAAUGCCUCUCGCAUGCUUUCGUCACGAGAGCCUCGCUUCAAUUCACGUCGCUUUUGUUUCCUAAACGUAGCCUCAUCUACAUUUUCUAUGUCGUAAUACAAGCAAGCUGUGCUUGUGCACACUGCAUGCAAAAACAACCAAGCUGCCAUUAGUAGGGCAAGCUGCAUUGCAGGAAAGCUAGCUUUACAAUUUUCAAAGGGAUCCAAGUGAUAGCAGCAGCCACGCUAUAUUCGAGCAAAUUAUAAAAGGCAGAAAGAAUGUAAAACGAAAUGGAUUGUUAACAAAAUACAGUCCAAGUUCAACAUUCACCAUGCAAUGACACGACGGCCGCGCCAGCUAGCCUGGUAUUGUUGCCUUAUGAACUGUCACAAUUUCGAUGCAGUGACACUUUAUCUGUGUUGAACUUGUCAAGUCACAUCACUUGAUUUUUUUUUCCUAUUUUUGAUGUGCCAGAACGCUUUAUAAAUAGAAUGCUUAUAAAGCAAGAGGGUUAACGAAUUGCUCCUCUUGCUUUGUUUCUGAAUCGUUCCGUGCUUCCUGGCACGUGUUUCAUUACAGCACAGAAGCAGUGCAUGUUUUAUGUGGCUUCCAUUUUAUGAAUUAGUAUUCUUCCCUGGUUCAAAUAUUUAUUGCUUUUACAGCUAAUCUUCCUAAGGUCAUGUCUUGUUCUAAAUGGUUCAGUGGACCAGAUAAACUGCCCAUGUGUGUGUGUGUGUAUGUGUGUGGCAUAUCCUAUCCUUUACUCUUAUCUUUCUUUCACAUUUUGAUGAGAGUUGUAAAGCUACUAUUUAGUGUUCUUUUGUGAGAGGGUCACAUAUUGACUAGAAUUUCAUAGAAGUCUGGUAUUUUCUUUCUUUCUUUCUUUCUUUCUUUCUUUCUUUCUUGCUUUCUUUUCUUGCACCUGUGGCAAUAGCAUUUAUUCUUGUCCUAAUCUGUGGGGUGCUGUAAGGUGAACAUUUUACUCUUUAUAAAUGGCAGCAUAAUCAUUGCAUGACAAAUACUUCAUUCAGAAGACUGUUUCUCAUCGCCACAUCGUGCAGCCUCUGGAAUGUCUGUACUUGCAUUCAUUUUAUCUGAUCUGAUAUCUGCAGCAGAAAAAUACUUGCAUUCACUGCAUGUUCUAUUUAUCGUGUUUCAAACAGCUGUAAUGAAAACUGCAUGCGACAACAAAGGUUACCAGGUGUUUGUUUCUCAACUGAAGCAUGUUCACAUUGUAACAUCAACAACAUUAAUUUGAACUUUUUGUUCUGAAAGGAGCAGAUUCCCAUAUAACUGCUGUUUUCUUCUCUUACAUUAUUGGCAGUAAUGAAAGCUACACCAAGAAUUACAUCUACAUAAAGCUUACACCUGAAAAAUAUAUAUUCUGUUGAGCUUAGAAAAGGAAGACUGCUUUUAUGACCUGAAGGUUAGCUAAGCUCACCCUGUUUUACCACAUCAUGUACCACAUGUCGUAGAUAAGGCAAUUUAUUUUUUUGACUAUUAUCAAUUUACGUGUGUCCUGUUUCUUCAUACACUGUAAAAAUACAAACUUCACUUGUACAGAGCAGGUAGAAUUUUCAAUCGGUGUUAUCACAAAUUGCACUGAUGAGUUUAUUCACAAUUCCACUUCUAUUUUUGAGCAUAGUUCUGUUAACGACCCCUUACACAUCGCCCACAUUUAAUGAGCAUCGAAACCUGUGACCAUUGAAAUCCACAAAGUUCCAUUGGAUAUAAUGCGUGGGAUCAUGUAGCUGACCCCACAGCACUCGAUGAUUUGAAAGGUUAUUGGUUACAGUGGUCGUUGAAGGUGUCAUGUGAUAUGGGUGUAUGGCUCGAUGUUUUCAAUAGUCAAUGCUGGUAUCCUGCAUCAUAAUGCAAACUCAAGAUGAGAAGUUACUUCACUGAUAGAGUUUUCUUCUUUGUUUUACAAGAAAACUGAACCAUAUGAUCACUCUAUGGCCUGAAACACUAACGACUUGAUGGAAUCUCAGUGGUCAGAGUGAGCAAUCCUGAAGUCGUGUUCAAGUGCAUAUGUGAUACACUGUAAAAUAUUGUCACAGGUGGCUCUUGCCUUUCGUAAUGUAUAUACAUGUAUGUCAUAGAUGAGAUAUUUUGACAGAGCUAAGACUUAGGACUCUCUUCUAGAGUGUGACAAGUUUGUGCACAAAGCCCUUGAUGAGGGGGAAAAAGAGCCACGCGUUCUUGCAAACUAUGGCAAUAUCCACGUGCUGAGCAUAUGAACCUAGCUUGUGUGCCUACCGGGCACACUUAAAGCAGCCUUCGUCUCUUUAGUCUUGAAAGGUGCUUGGCCCAGCAAUAGACUUGAGCACUCCACACAUAUGGCUUUCAAUUAAAAUCGAGCAGCUCUCAUCGCACAGGAAAGGGGGCCUGUCCUGACCAAUGUUGGCCCUGUAUUGGACAGUGCUAACUCCUCUUCAAGUCGUGCUGGCCCAGUGAUGUGACAACAUCAGCUGGUAUUGGCCCCCUUCUCCACUGCUAGGAAAGUGAAAAAAGAAAAAUUGAAACCACACUCUUCAGGGUGCACUAUGUUUUGUAUUUUCUAUAUUGUUUUUAGUGGGAAGGAAAAGAAAGGAAAAACGAAAGUCCACAAUCAGUGUAUACAUACAUUGAAUACAUCUUAGAGGUAAGUUGUGUAUAAUAAAAGUUAAAGUUAUGCAAGUGAGAGAUAAGGAGAGAGUAUCCAUGUUGGUAGUCAUAGGAAUUAUUUCUGUGUGUGCUAACUAAGAAUAAAAAGAAGCACAAGCCAGAGACGCCCUUUUAUAGUUAGUUUUUGGUUUGUGUAGAUAGGAAAAUGAGAAGCGAUGACUAGAGCAUAUAUUUGAGAAAUAGUCUGCUGUGUCUCCAUCAUAUCAUUAAAGUUAGUUCUUUCCCGUCUUGUGGUCCUUUGUAUUGGGUACAGAACUGUACAGAAUAAUCUUGCUUUGGUAAACUUUUUGUACUCGUGAGUAUCUUCAGGAGAAACAGCCUCAGAUCAAGACUUGCAAGUAACCGCACAUCUGCACUCUGUUAUAAUCCGCUUUCAUAGCAUAUCCAUUUGAUAAGUUUGACCAAACUUACCUAAGGUGUGAUGUGUGGUCUGGUCACACUUGUACUUCCACACUGGGCCCAUAAUGAAGCUGCGUAGGAAUACAGCCUUCAAUGCAGAAACCGGAAGUAAAAGAAUGGUGUAGUUAGGUUCAUGCAGCUGUUCUGAAAAUGUUCAAAAAACAAGCGCGUCUUUUCUGAGGAUACCAUGGACGAAGUUGGCCAAUAACCCCAUGCAUCAAAACGUUCACAUGGGAAGAGCAACUAAUUUGUUUAAUCUCAUUACUUCAGCUCAGAAAUCUGAAGCACUGUCCUCCUGCAUUAUGAUUCAGUGUUUCUUAAAGCAUGCAGUUAACAGACUUCUAAUAAUGGUUGAAAAUACUUUAGCGGUAAAUAUUUUUUCUGGUUUGCCAGUUGUAAUGCAGCAAGAUUAUCACUGCAUAAUGCACCAUCCUAUACGGGACACAUUUGACACGAAAUGGUAUGUGUUAUACAUCAUACCCUGAGUGGUUUGCAUUUUUGAUGUAUUUUUCCAUGUUCAAUUAACUUUUGAGGCAGAAGAGCUUGGCAGGAGAAAAUCACCAAUGGAUGCCAGCAACAACAGAGAGCUUUUCGUGCUAUGCAUCGUCUAUUUUUCAAGUUCUAACAGACUGCAACAAGCAUGUUUUGCAUGAUACCAUUUUGAUAAAAAAAGAAAUUGAUGGUUCUGAACGAGGGUAUUUAACCAGUGGUGUUUGAACAGUGGGUCAGGUGGUACUAAUUUGACUGGUUAACAUGCCAACAUAGGAGUCUUGUAAUUUUGCAGGAAACUGCCAUCUGCUUUGCACACUUUUCGUUUUGUACAGUGCAGUUGCAGUUUUACGGGCUUGUCCCAAGGUGCAUUGGGACACCUUGUAUAUUGUGUAGGCUUCCAGCUUCGGUUUUCACGUGUGUAGUUACAAAGGGUUUUACACGGACAAUGUAGCGAAGCUAAAUUUUGUUGUUUAGGUCGUUAUGCAGGCAAACAAAACAUGUCUAUCAUGCAGAUUUGUACGCAUGCUUGCUCCCGUUUCACCUGCAUUGUACACCUUGUUAUUUUUUAAGGCGAAGGAGUGCACUGUAGAGAUUACUGCACGUGGUGUACUUUGUUCUGACGUUGAAACUUCAGUGGUUUUAACCUUUAUUUAUUUCAGCCUGUUUAUACAUAUGGAUGUGUAUCUAUCUAGGACAGUGAUGUUCUUGCAACGGUAUUUUGGGUUCUCCACUACAUGAGCAGCAUGUUGUUGUCCUCGUAGUAGGGAAGGAAUGCAUGGAGAUACCAUGUUCGUUUUGGGGGAAAUUGUUACCAUGCAUUGUGUCUUCGUCAUUACAAAUGAAUCUCGGCGGAGCAUAACUGUGCAAUUUCUUUUUAUAUAAGAGAUGAUUUUCUGUAGUGUUUCACUAAUGAGUUGUUCUUGCUUAGCUGACACUGACACGUUUAAACAUGUUGGCACUUCAUCUGAACUAGCGUACUAGCAUGCAUGUCUGUGCAUAUGCUGUUUUCUUGAAGAGGACUGCCCCUUUGUUGCCAUUGCUGCAGUCCUGUUAAAUUGUAUUGCCAGUAUACAUAUAGCUGCGCUGCAAAAUUACCCUGUGGCUUCGUGAGUUGUUGCCGUUUUCAUACAUAUUUUUUUUUUGUACAAGAAACGUCAUGGCACAUUAAAAGCUGUAUUGUUUGAAAAUAA
Molecule: messenger RNA, 10236 nt
Organism: Dermacentor andersoni
Lineage: Eukaryota; Metazoa; Arthropoda; Arachnida; Ixodida; Ixodidae
Gene: Oatp30B
Product: Organic anion transporting polypeptide 30B
Biological process (GO): transmembrane transport; sodium-independent organic anion transport
Cellular component (GO): basolateral plasma membrane
Molecular function (GO): protein binding
Source: RefSeq, a predicted model, not a curated record